CUUGCUUCUAAUGCUUGGUGGGCUAUUUGAUUCUAGAAGGUGUAACGGGGUUAAAUCAUCAUAUAUCGAGUUGUUAAUAGGUUCCGUUUUUCUUUCUAUUGCAGGGCAACCAAGAAUAAAUGCUUUAGAAAAAGAAGAGCUAGCUCUGCAUGCACCGAACCUACAGGAUGACUCAUAAGACCGUUUUGUAAACUAGCUCUUCCUUCUGUACACAACCCGCAAAUUUUAAUUUUCAGAUAAACGACUGGUGGUUUACAUCCCGUGUUCUCUCUCUCGUGUGAAGUGCUCGGUUAACAUUGUAUGUGUUGUGUUUUUAGGUCUUCCUGCCUUUCAGUGACUGCUGAUUACGCGUGUUACGUAGGUGUAACGGGGAAUCACCAUAUAAGAUGUUGGUAGAUUCCGUUUUCUUCCUAUUGCAGGGCGACCAAGGAUAAACGCAUAGAAGAAGAAAAGCAAGCUUUGAGUGCACUGAACCUACAAGAUGACUCAUAAGACUAUUUUGUAAGCUAGCCAUUCUUUCCGUACAUGGCCCGCGAAUUUGCUGCAAGGAGUUAAGGUAAUCGAUCGAAUUCUCACUUGCUUUCUGGUGACGCGAUAAAAACUGGAUAGUCACUUGCUGGGUGUCCACGGGUAGGGAAUAACAGUCAUCUAGGAUCUUACGAUUUUGAGUAAGUGCGUUGCUUGCCACAAAACCGUUGGCGGUAGCUCUUUUUACUACUUCAUCACUCAGGUAGGAUACGAGGUUAUCAAAAUGUUCGGACGUUAGGACUUUUUGCAGAUAUACUGUAACUUUAAAUUUCCAAACAAAAUAAUCUGUUAAAGCUUCAAGCAGUGGCGGCUGACGAGAGGUUGAACCGGGUGCUGCAUCGACUGGAAUCACCGGGGUUUGUCUAGGUCUCGUCGCGUUUUCCCGUAAACACCCCCAUCACCAUUUGUAUUAACUGGUGGGCUUCGGAGAAAGUGUUCUCUUAGUGGGCCGGGCACCACUCCUUCGACGAAACCCGAGCGUACUUAUUUCUCUCGUCCCAUGACAUCUAGGUGAGGAAAUGGCUAGCUUACAAAAUAGUCUUAUGAGUCAUCUUGUAGGUUCAGUACACACAAGGCUUGCUCUUCUUCCAAAGCGUUUAUCCUUGGUCGCCCUACAAUAGGAAGAAAACAGAAUCCAUUAGCAACAUCUUAUAUGGUGAUUUCGACUCCGUUAAAAAGGUUUUUCGUAACUGUAGUGGGUAUUUAUCCUUGGUAAACUUUUAAAAAUCGGAGAGUAGCACUUAUUUGAUUGACCAUAAAAGUGGUCCUUUGUGUAAAAUUAUAUCAGACACGCAUAAAGUAACUAAUUUGUGAUUCAAGACUCAUUCAUCCACCCUGUGUUUUUGGUAAUGAAUUUGUUUAUAUCUUAAAACACGCUAAAAAACUUGGUUUUGCACAAAAACCUAAGGAUGAAACGCCUAGAUUUACUAAAAUGUUAGUCGAUGUGACUCCCAUGUUCGGACUUGGUUUUGUCCGUCUGUGUUACACAUUGACUUAUCGAUAAAUGUGUACUGCUAUGAUGAUCCUCAGUAUAUUACUGGGAUAGGGUUGGAUGUUGAGACAGUGUUCUCAAACAACUGUUGGUGCCUUGGGAUUUACGUAUAAAGCAUUUGAUUUUUAGAUGAGUUUGUAUUUAUGUAAGGUUUGUUGUGUGUUUCUAUGUACAUGGUCCGUCAAGUAUUUCAUUUAGCAGUUCAAGGGAACUUCUAGGGAUGUUUCUUAUGUAUGCGAUCACUUGGAGUUAUACCGAACUAUGGUUACCAAAUCUCCUAAAUACGUUUUGAUUUACUCUCGCACCUAUACAUGGUUUAAUUAAAAUAGUGCUUAAAGUGGGUUUUUCACGUUUUGUAUCGACAGAAGACAAAGUCCCCACAAACUAAAGUUGGUGAAUCGAACUUCUCAAUGUACACUGAAAUGCAUUAUCCUAGAUACCAUCCUUCUCAGUAAAUAACUUCUCACACAUUUUCUUUCAUAAACAGACCACCAAUAAUGACUGUUUCCGGGUCAACUUACAUUUUCUGAAGUUUUUGGGAUAUCAACUUUAUUGUUAGCUUACACGGAGUUCAUUUUCAAACGUAAUUGUUCACAAAACCAGUUCUCGUGGUAAUAAAGUGUUCGCUCGCGGGAUCAAAGGUCCUGGAUUUGAUCCUUUGUGGUGUGCUCGUAGACCCGUCAAUGCCGCGGAUUUCAUAUUACGACAAAACGGCUGUCCAGUGUCUACUAGUUCCCAAUAAUAGUCUAACUAAGAUCAAUUUGUGACAUAAAAAUACAUGAUUAAAGGAAGUGCCCUUGGAAUUUUUUAAUAAACGGAAUACACCCAUUAUGACAUCUUUCUUUCUUAUUUAAAGGAAGUGCAACGAAAGGCUUGAAAUAUACUCAAAAUUAAGUGUACGACUGUGUAUUUCAUUCUGGCUGGUAAACUAAGUACUACUACACGUUCCCUACCAAUCAUGUUGAUCUUAAAAUCCACAUACUUGUAUUCAGUCUUCAAACACAUAAGCACUGAUUGCGCGGUGUAAUAGGUUAUCUUCUGUGAUUGAAAUUGUCUGAGAUUAUUUUGUCUCAACAGGUUGAAGUAUAGAACUAUUAAAUCUAUUAGUGAGUAUUAACCAUAUUGAGUCACUAUAACGUGAUAAUUAACCAUUCACUUAUUAUAUAAUGUACUAAGUAUUUGUUAUCUGGUAGUUUAAUCAAACGCUAGUUUUGAUAUCCUAGCAGUAUCGGUAGAAUAGUACUAUUUUCAACUCUCACAAUGCAUAACCAGCCUAGCAAUGAACUUUUCUGAGUACUUUGAUACUAGCGAUAGGGAAGAAAAGUCAUCACUUUAAAAACAUCAUUAUUAAAUUAUCGAGCAGCAGUGGCAUCACAAGAACUGUCUUUUUUUGAGCCAAAUUUAGUAGUAUCGUAUAAUGAGCCGAAUUGACUCUUGUUGGAUUAUAUUCCAUUCAGUUCAACUGUUGCGUAAUAUCACUUGUCCAGGUUAGGAGUAACAUAAGGAAGUACGUAGUUUAGCUUUUCUGGUUGUAUUGCAUUUCUGGACUAUAUUAGUCUUCAAUUUCUUAUUCUCCAUUUCACCUAUUAAUGCUCCAGUUUCGCGAAUGUAUUUAUAUUUUGACAGAUUGUUCGAAUUAAGAAGUCCUGUGAGGCUGUAAAAAUAAUAUUGUAACUGCAUACUUCUUAAAAUAUGGUUGAAGUUUACAAGCUGAGAUGCACUCUAUCGGGUCAUAAGAGCGACGUCCGUGCAGUCACUUGUCUUUCGGAUACCAGAAUUGUUUCUGCUUCAAGGGAUUUAACAGCAAGGACAUGGCAUAUUUCCAAAGAAGGUUGCGAUGGCUGUGAAGAUAUGGUUCUUCUCGGGCAUACAAAUUAUGUAUCAGCUGUGUGUUGUCAAGAAUUAGAUAAGGAAUGUCGUAUUCUAACAGGAUCACAUGAUAAACUAAUUCGAGGUUAUAAUUCUAUGUCUCCAGAAGCUCUUUUCACUUUAGAAGGGCAUAAAGAUACAGUGUGUACUUUAGCGGUUGGAAAUCACAAAACCAUAAUUAGUGGUUCUUGGGAUAAAUCAAUCAAAAUAUGGAAGGAAGAAAAGUGUGUUUCUACUCUCACAGGACAUGAAGCAGCAGUAUGGUGUGUACUCGUUAUGUCGGCCGUAAAUAUAACCGGUCAUGUUGAUGAUUUAAUUGUUAUCUCUGGUUCAGCUGAUCGAACUAUACGUAUAUGGUGCCUACGUGGUUUUAAUCAAGAUAUAAGUUCGCCUGAAAUAAUUUUAUUAAAUUCUUUAAUUGAACAUAAAGACUGUGUACGUGCCUUGGCACGUAUUGAUGAUUCACGAUUUUUAUCAGCAAGCAAUGAUGCCAGUAUAAGAGCUUGGGAUGCUACUACGGGUAAAUGUAUUGGAGAGUUUUAUGGGCACACAAAUUUUGUUUAUGGAUUGGCUUGUUCACCUAAUUUUCCAAAAUUUGUUUCCUGUGGUGAGGAUAGAAGUAUUCGUGUCUGGCUUUUACCUUCGGCAAGUGAAUGGGCUCCUGAAAAACAUUUUAGUUGCUUUCAAACUAUUCUGUUGCCAUGUCAGUCUGCGUGGUGUGUAGCUAUGGUACCGAAUGGUGAUAUUAUUGUCGGAGGCAGUGAUUCGAUGAUUCGGAUAUUUUCAUGUGAUUCAACACGACAAGCAUCUUCAGAUAUCUUGAAACUUUAUGAGACAGAAUUAGCCAAUUUUAAGAUUACAGUUCCUAGUUCUUCUGGAGCUGGAGAUUUAGUUUUGAACAAUUUACCGGGAGUUGAGGCUUUAACGAGACCAGGGAAAUCGGAAGGACAGAUCUUGGUCAUUAACGAUAAUGGCCGCUCUGUUUGUUAUCAAUGGUCUUCACAUGAUACUCGGUGGAUUGAAGUUGGUGAUGUUGUGGGAAGUCAACCUUCUAAUCGUCAAGUUCAUGAAGGCAAAGAAUACGAUUUUGUAUUUACGGUUGAUAUUGAUGAUAGCAUGCCUGGGCUUAAACUACCUUACAAUCGUACUGAAGAUCCCUGGUUUGCAGCUCAUUCUUUCAUUCAAAGACAUGAUUUACCUGCUGGUUAUCUGGAUACAGUUGCUAAUUUCAUUAUUCAAAAUGCAGGACCUCCAAUUAAUCCAGUUGUCAGCAAUGAUCUUUCUCACAGUGAUCCUUUUACUGGAGCACAUCGAUAUAUCCCAAAUAGCUUUUCUUCGACGAUAACCAAGUCCACCACAAAUGGAACAUCGGUUUUCGCAUCUCAUUUCCCACCCGAUACCUUUAUAUCUAUGAAAUCAAUCAGCCUUGGUCCUUUAAUGACUAAACUAGAGUCGUUCAAUGUCCAAUCACCGAUUCCGUUAAAUAAUGAAUUUUUAGAAGCAUGUAGAAAAUUCAACAUUGAUGAUUGUACUGAAACUGAAGCUGUUUAUCUUACUACUCAUAUUCUUGAUGCAAUAAACAAGUGGACUCCCGAUACAAUAUUCCCCUUAUUGGAUAUUUUACGGUGUUUAGUCUUUUGGCCGAUAUCCAGUGAUAUUAUAUUUGAAACAACAAAUUGGAAUUAUUUAUUGUUAAUUAGUUUUAACAAUCCUGAUUUGUCAAGUGCAAAUUGUUUAUUAAUGUUACGUCUAUUAGUAAACUCUUUAGCUGCAGAUGGUCCAAGAUUUAUUGACGCAAUUCAGCGUCAGUUUUUGUCGUCAUCAUCAUCAUCAUCCUUAACAAAUAGUAGUGAUAAGCCGAACGUUGUACCAAAAUCUUUAAUUACUGCUGUUGGAAUAACUGGGAGAUUAGUUGAACUUGUUAAUGAUAAUAAAUUGCAGUUUGUAACGCGUAAACCACAUCAGGUUGCGUUGGCCUGUUUGAUGUAUAAUAUGUCUGUACUUGUUCAUUUGGCGAAACCGUUUUCUAUCGAGUCAAAUAUAUUUCCUCAACUGCGCUUUAUAUCUGGUGUUUGUAUUCGAAUAAGUCUUAAUAUUCUAUCACUUGCCUUGGAUCAUGGUUGUAGUGGUGUUACACAAUUACACCCUGAAGCUGUAAAUCACUUAUUUGUAUCUAUUGGUACCUGUUUAUUAUCAGUAACUUCAGGAUUAAAUUCAACAGAUGAGCAGUUAAAAACACAACGUAUUCGUAUUCUUGCAUCAGCUAUGAUUGGUUUGAAAGAUUUACCUCAAAGUGUUGAUAACGAUGUAAAUAUUGAUAAUAAUGUUGAAGAAUUUACCGCCUGGGAAUCAGUUCGUAAAAUUAUUAAUUAUUGGAUAACAACACCUACAGUUUGUUCUAAUGUACGAGCAUGUGCAUCUCAAUUACUUUCAAUUUUAGAAUAACAGUAUCAAGUGACUAAAAACAAUAUUUGUACUUAUUAAAAAUUUACACUUUUUGCUUAAUAUAACUGUUUUGGAUUGUAAAUUUUAAACACGUUUAAGAAGUAUUCAUAUAGGUGUAUGUGUAUCAUUUUCACUCUAAUGACUUUUCAUUUUUAUCAAGUCUUGUGAAUUUGUUCAUAUUUUUAUAGACGCACAUUAUUUUUUUUGUUGCAUAUUGUUUUUUGUACAAAUAUGUGUUUUUUUCAUUGAUUUUGUGAAUUAGAUACUAAUUGCAUGUGUAGUUUUCUGUUUACAUUAUCAUCUUGCGUCUUGAAAGUCUUCAAUGAUUAGUAUACAUAUAUACGGUUAACUCACUUCUACGUAUUGGGUGUCUCGUUCAAUAAAUGUUUCACGUUUAAGCUAAAAAAUUGACAAAGUAUAGUGAAUUUAUUUUGUAAUUUAGACUAAUAAUAAUUUUCUGUUUGAAUAAAUGCUAUAGUCUAAACCCAAAUCGACCUCAUACAAGUUUGUAUGCUGAUUGAGAAAUUGCACCCUUUAUAUGUUGGUUAAUUAACCAUACAA
Molecule: messenger RNA, 6394 nt
Organism: Schistosoma mattheei
Lineage: Eukaryota; Metazoa; Platyhelminthes; Trematoda; Strigeidida; Schistosomatidae
Source: the annotation of a GenBank genome assembly